Messenger RNA from Hirundo rustica (Barn swallow), 6511 nucleotides. RefSeq names its product SID1 transmembrane family member 1 (gene SIDT1). The transcript has 26 exons. The record is from RefSeq and is a predicted model, not a curated record. Bases 200 to 2674 code for a protein of 824 amino acids. Lineage: Eukaryota; Metazoa; Chordata; Aves; Passeriformes; Hirundinidae. Gene Ontology annotation, cellular component: membrane.
GCCGGCCGGCGGAGGGUCCUUCCCCGGGGAAAGUUGCUCGGCGUCCCCGGGCGAGGGGCGGGGGCGUGCGGCGCUGCCCCCGCCGCCUCUCGUCCGUGUCGCCGAGGUAUUUAUUUAAACCGCAGAUAAAGCGCCUCGCCGCCCGCCCUGCCGGGGACGCACGGUCCGGGCGCCCCGCGGGGUCGGCAGGAAGGAGCCCAUGGCCGGGAGGGCAGCCCCGGCCGCCGGGGCUCUGCUCUGCGCCCUGCUCUGGGCGGCGGCGGCGGCAGCGGGGGGCGGCCCCGGGGACAACCCCGCUCCCGGCGCCUUCGGCCACGUCUACCGGGGCGCCGUGAACAUCAGCGCGGAGCGGGUCUACGCCUUCUCCUACCGCAGCGAGCCCGGGCAGGUGGAUGCAGUGCGGGUGUACGUGAACAGCAGCUCCGAGAACCUCCAGUACCCCGUGCUGUUUGUAGUUCGCCAGCAGAAGGGAGUGCUGUCGUGGCAGGUCCCACUGAUUUUUCGAGGCCUCUAUCAGAGGACCUACAAUUACCAAGAAGUGAGUCGCACCCUCUGUCCCACUGAGCCAACACCUGAAACAAGACCCUCUGACCAGAUUAUAUUUGUGGACGUCGCUUCCAUGGCGCCGUUCAAUAUCGCAUAUGAGCUGCUAGUCACCAGGCUGGAGAACUUCCAACUUGAGACCAACAAAGCCUUUAACUUCACUGCCAGCCCUUCCCAGCCCCAGUAUUUUCUGUACAGAUUUCCUCCGGAUGUCGAUUCAGUCAUUAUUAAUGUGGUGUCUGAUGCAGCCUACCCAUGCUCAGUUGUCUCUGUCCAGGAUAUUGUGUGCCCGGUGUAUGACCUGGACCAUAAUGUGGAGUUCAAUGGAGUUUAUCAAUCUAUGACAAAGCAGGCAGCCAUAACAGUGCAGAGAAAAGAUUUCCCAGGUGAGCAGUUCUUCGUUGUGUUCGUCAUCAAGCCAGAGGAUUACGCCUGUGGGGGUUCUGUGCCUUCUUCAAUUCAUGGGAACGUCAACCGUACCUGGAACCUGCAGCGGACAAAGAACCUUCAAGUGACGAUUGUGCCCUCCAUUAAAAAGUCUGUUUAUGUCCAGGCCAUGUUCUUCAGCUUCCUGGGUUUCCUCUCCUUUUACCUGGGCUCAGUGAUUGUUGCUUUUGUGCACUACAUUAGGGUUCAGAGGAAGGCUUCAGCUGGGAGAUUGAGUCCCGAGCAUGGAUCUGGGAUGAUGACUUCUUCACACCCCAUCUCAGCCAGCACUCCUGAGGGAAGCAGCUACGGUGCUAUUGAUGAGUCCAGCUCCAGCGGUGGCCAUCAGCUGCCCUCCCCGGAGCGCAGGCCCCCGGCCGGUUCGGACACGGACAGCUCCGUGGAGGAGGAGAGCGACUUUGACACCAUGCCGGAGAUUGAGAGCGAUAAGAACAUCAUCCGCACUAAGGUGUUCCUCUAUCUAUCAGACUUGUCCAGGAAAGACCGAAGGAUUGUCAGCAAAAAAUACAAAAUUUAUUUCUGGAACAUCAUCACCAUUGCGGUGUUCUAUGCCCUGCCGGUCAUCCAGCUCGUCAUCACUUACCAGACGGUAGUGAAUGUGACGGGCAAUCAGGACAUCUGCUACUACAACUUCCUGUGUGCUCAUCCCCUUGGCGUGCUGAGUGCCUUCAACAACAUCCUCAGCAACGUGGGCCACAUGAUGCUGGGCUUUCUUUUCCUCCUCAUUGUGUUGCGCAGGGACAUCCUCCACCGUCGGGCCAUGGAGAUGAAAGAUAUCUACACCCUGGACUAUGGGAUCCCAAAGCAUUUUGGUCUCUUUUAUGCUAUGGGCAUUGCUCUGAUGAUGGAAGGGGUGCUCAGUGCCUGUUACCACGUCUGCCCCAAUUACUCCAAUUUCCAGUUUGACACCUCCUUCAUGUACAUGAUCGCGGGACUGUGCAUGCUCAAGCUCUACCAGACGCGGCACCCAGACAUCAACGCCAGCGCCUACUCCGCCUAUGCCUCCUUUGCUGUGGUGAUCUCCCUGGCUGUCCUUGGAGUGGUGUUUGGGAAAAACGACAUGUGGUUCUGGGUUGUUUUCUCAAUGAUCCACGUUUUGGGCUCGCUGGCUCUCAGCACCCAGAUCUACUACAUGGGUCGCUUCAAGAUCGACGGCCCUGACUCAGACGUGGGCAUAUUUCGGCGAGCGGUGAUGGUGCUGUACACGGACUGCAUCCAGCAGUGCAGCCGACCAAUGUACAUGGACAGGAUGGUGCUGCUCAUUGUUGGGAACCUGGUCAACUGGUCCUUUGCUAUCUUUGGGCUGGUGUAUCGGCCCAGAGACUUCGCCUCCUACAUACUGGGAAUCUUCAUCUGUAACCUGCUGCUGUAUCUGGCCUUCUACAUCAUCAUGAAGCUCCGCAGCUCUGAGAAGCUCCUGCCCAUCCCCAUGUUCUGCAUCGUGGCCACAGCAGUGGUGUGGGCAGCUGCCCUCUACUUCUUCUUCCAGACCCUCAGCAGCUGGGAGGAGACUCCAGCAGAGUCCCGGGAGAAGAACCGGCCGUGCAUCCUGCUGGGAUUCUUCGAUGACCACGAUGUCUGGCACUUCCUCUCCGCAGCUGCCUUGUUCUUCUCCUUUCUGGUCCUGCUGACCCUGGAUGAUGACCUGGAUACGGUGCGCAGGGACAAGAUCCCGGUGUUCUGAGUCCCCGGGGACAGGGGCGCAGGGUGUCCCGAACCGCUCAGCCAAAGGCCCUGGGCCACUGGUGUCCGUGGAGAAUGAGCCUGCUUCCACGGCCAACAGCCCAGUGGGAGCAGGGGAAGCGGAUCCCGCGGCAGGCACGAGGGGCUGCUGUGGCAGCUGAGGUGGGACCAGGAGGGAAGAUGAUGUUGCUCCUUUCCUGCUGCAUCCUCUGGGGCAGGCUUGAUCCAGAGGCCCAGGCCAGUGCACAGCCCUCUGGCUCGUGGGUGCAAUGGGUGCUGGAGCCAGUGAGGGGGGAGGAAACAGGAGGGAGGCACGUCAGAGACCUUUGCUUCCCUUCCUUCCUGCUGAUGUGCUCCACUUCCUCUCUUGUGAGCAGGCUUGAGCCGUGCCAUGCAAAUCUUCCUGCACAGGGAGCUAAUGCCUGAACCCUGCAGUCCGCUGCCCUCAGAGAGUCCCUUCGGCAGCACAGGGAGAGCAUUUGGUUCCUCUGCUGCAGCAGCCGAGGGAGCAAAGGACUCCAAACUGAGGUGGCAGUGGGGGACUGUGUUUUCCUUUUUCCUCUUCUCGUUGGAGAAACUCCUUCGGUAGCUGGUGGGGAGCCAUGGUACCAAGGCUGCAGCGUUGCUGGGAGGUGGUGAACCAGAGCUGCCUGUGAGGGCUCUGGCAGACUCAGAGCCUCCUACCUUGCUCUCCUGCAGCCUCUCUGUCGCUCCUGUUGAACAGCCACGCUCCUGGGCAGCUCCGGUGCUGGCACUUGGCAGGGUCCUGGUCUGUCACGGCACCACAAGUGCUCUCCUCGGGCGACCCCGAGAGAGACGGCACAGCAAAGCCACAGCCUCGUGUGGCAGCCCGUGGCUCUGCUGUGUGCCUUGCCAAAGAGGCAGGGUGGAACAGGGAGGUUUUCCAGCAGCCUCAGACCUUCUCCUCUCAGGAGUUUGCCUUGGACAACCUUGGGAAAGCAGGUUCCCUUAUGGGCCGGGAGAGUGAAGGAGAUUUUGGGGAAGUUGGUGUUGAGCUCUUUAGCUAAAGAUGUGGACCAAAUUUUCUUCUCCAACUUGUCUGAAUCUGAAAUGAGUUUUUUAAUGGCUUCUGCAUUCUUUCCAGUUUCUUAGUUAUUUAAAAAAAAAACAAAUCCAAGAAUAAGGUGUGAAUUAUUUCAGGCCUUGUAUCUAAAGUGGGACCUGUUUUGCUCAUUUGCAAUUAAAAAGAGUUCUUUGAGGCCUGCUGUCCUUAUUCUUGUCUGCCUGAGCAUUUUUACUUUGGUGUAUGUGAAUGGAGCCAGUGAUGGAAAGGUUUCGUUCCACUUCUGCUUGCUAAAGCAGGUGACUGUGGUGAUGUUUUACUCCAAGAGUCUGUAUCUCCUUGAAGAGUUUUGCAGCAGCUGGUUUUUAUUUUUUUUCUAAGUUGGAGUUUGUCGAGAUGGUCAAUAAAAUGGAUGUUCCUGGUUCCCUGCUCUGCAGGUUGAUCUGAAUUCUUCUUGCUCCUGCUCUCAGCAGCAAGGGCAGAGAGGUGCCCAGUGGUGUCACACGGCUGCUGCCAUCCUUGGGACUGUCACAGGCAAUUCCGGAGCAUCGGUGUGGAUGACCUGCUUGUUCUCUUAACCAAAUUGCCUUUGCGAGGCUACAUAAAGGACAGACACUUGUUUGUCACUUUCCAGGGUGAGGAGAGGGCUGGAGGAGGAAUGACACAAGAGGCUGCCAGCCUUCAUCUUCCCCAGCAGAGCUGUGCUGCUCUGGAGGGCAUUGGGGUAGCUGUGCCAGACUGAAGGAGGACCUCAGUGCCCCCAAAUUUCUCCAGUUCUGGGGACACAUUUUUAUAUAAUAUACUCUUCUCCCUGUGUUUUCAUAAUCUGUAGUCUCAGACCUUGUUCCAAGAUUGUAUUUGUUUCUAGACAGGAAGCUGGUUAUCUUCUCUAAAUUGAAAAGUGAGGAAAAAAUAAUGUUGAACAGCAGUUGGAAGGCUCGACGUGGGAGGUAGAACAGCAUAUGGGCUCGCUGGGCUGAGCAGAGAUGAGCACAGCAUGGGAUGGUAAGGUGGAAGCAGGGAGGGAGAGGGAGACUGGAGAACAGCACAGAACAAACAGAAAAUCAUGACAGAAUUCAAUUAAAUACAAGGAAAGGCACCUCAAGCCUCAGAGAUGGGAGGAAGGGUUGGAAUCAUCUCCCUGCUGCUUCUGCACUUCCAAGCUGGCUGCAUCGGUUUUUAAAAUUUCCUUUUAGCCUUGCCCUGCCUGCUGGGCUCUGUUUGUGCUUCAGCUCUCCCACCUUGAUGGCCACCUGACCCUUCCAUGGCUGUGGCUGCUCCGGGGUCUGGCUGGGCAUCUGGGCACUGUGUCCCCAGCUGUCCUGGGCACGCUUGGCUCUGCAGCCCUUGCCCCAGAAAUGCUGCUUGUCUCCAGUGCUGCUGUCCUUCUCAGGGCCCCAGCCCUCGGGCAGCAAGAGCAGCUCCCUGGGUACCUGGGGGACCCUCAUUCCCUGAUUAGGAGGGGUCAUGCUGCUGUUUUCUCUCCUUUCUCUGUGCAGGGACGGAGAUGUGUAGGGGUAAAAGCAGAGCGGCACCAUGGAAUUGUGGUGGGAGGUGAGGGGACAACUCCUGAAAGGGAAACAAGCAGUGCCACAGGCAGGGACACCUCCUACCAGAACAAGUUGCUCAAACCCUCGUCCAGCCAGGCCUUUCUGAAGAUGGUGCAUCCACCACCUCUCUGAACAAUCUGUUGUAGUGUUCUACCGUUCUCAUAGUAAAAAACUUCUUCCUUACAUUCCAUAUAUUCCCUGUUUUCUCAAGAAAUGUAGGUAAAGUUGCUCUUGCCAGUGCACCUGAAAAGAGAAGGAAACAGCUUUUGUACGAUACCAAUAUCCCCUCAGAGGUCAGGAAAACUACCCGAGUCGUGAGCUGUUACAGCUCCCCCUCGAGCCUCCGGGCUGGCAGAAGAGCAGCCAAGGCAGGGGCAGUGCACUGAAAGGGGAAGGCAGCUCCCUCGUGUCCUGUUUCCCUCCCCUCUGCUAUGACUGAACUGUACCCUGGCUGUCACUGAAAGAACAAAAGCCCCUCUGUCUUAAUACUAAACUUUUUUUUUUUUUUUAAUUAAGAGCUUCCCUAAAGACAACUUCCACACCUGCAAGAAUUUUGAGGUUUACAAGCCAGGUUUUCUGGAGCCCCUGAAAAUAAUUAUUUCCUAGUAAUUCUGUCAACUUCAGUAUUGUGCAGUCUCCCAAAAAAGCCUUUACUUACCUUGGGGGGUCUCUGUACUGCUCUCAUCCAAAUCACACUCUUUAGCUUCAAACUGUGACUAAACAACUGUCUUAGAUCACUUCCAAACCAAUGCAAGGGGACUUGAGAUGAGAAGCAUUUUAGAAAAUGAAGCUGUAUCUCAACAGUGAUUGUUGUCACUGGGGCAGGGACAGCACCUGCCAUGAAUUUUUUAGGUACUACACAAUCAGUAUUUAUUUCUUCUCAAUUACACAGUUUUAUAUCUCCAACUACUAUGGUGCAUUACUCUGGUAUAUGCAGAGGAUGUGCAUCAGUGGGAAACUCUGACAGCAAAGCUUUUAUUUUUACCUCUACUUAAGAGUGAAUAGCAUAGCUUUCUGUGGGGAAAGCAGCUGUACCAACAAGAACACAAUAUUCAAAGAGUGGUUUUCUCUUUUUUUAAUAAAAUACUAUCAUGUUCAUAUCUAUACAAAUAAUUAUUACAACUAUUAAACAAAGUAUUACAUUUAACAAUAGAAAUCUCAGAACUCUGAACAAGAUCAUGGUUUGGGAUAUUUACACCUGAAUGCAACACAUUUGUAAAAAGAUGUCAAAAUAAACAGAGCAAGAUCUUAUUUACAAUUGGAA